GAUUUGCUCAUUUUCAUUACGGUCUUGUUCUCUACUUGUAUCUCUGUAGCCCUAAUGGCCAAUACCCUUUCUCUACAUGGUCAAGGACUUAAGCUUGACAGUCGAGCCGAUAUAGAGCCUCUAUUAGCCGGCAUCGAUCCCACAAAGAUUGAAGAGAUCCACCUGGGAGGCAACACAAUCGGGGUCGACGCGUCCGUGGCGCUUGCUGAAUUCUUGUCGAAGGCUACAAAUCUCAAAAUCGCUGACUUGGCUGAUAUUUUCACCGGUCGUCUGAUCACUGAAAUCCCCUUGGCCCUCACCGCCAUCUGCAAUGCCUUAGUCGACAAGACGUCUCUCAUCGAGCUCGACUUGAGCGAUAAUGCAUUUGGUGGAAGAUCAGUCGAUCCAAUGGUCCCAUUCCUCACCAACAACCGCAGCUUCCAAGUCCUCAAGCUGAACAACAACGGUCUCGGUCCCGUAGGUGGCAAAGUCCUUGCCGAUGCUCUCUUCGAAUCAGCCAGGAUCAGCAAAUCCAAAGGGGAAAAGUCAAACCUUCGAACGGUCAUCUGUGGACGUAACCGUCUGGAAGACGGGUCGGCUCCAUCAUGGGCUGAGGCAUUCGCGGCCCAUGGGACCCUCACCGAGGUUCGCAUGCCGCAGAAUGGGAUACGCAUGGCUGGGAUCACUGCAUUGGCGCGCGGGCUAGCAAAGAAUCCCGGUUUGCAGUUCAUCGAUCUGCAGGAUAACACCUUUACGGAUGAUGGUCAGUUGAAGGGCGUGGAGGCUUGGACAGAAUCGUUGGCAUCGUGGCCAGAGCUGACGGCACUUAACCUUUCGGACUGCGUGCUGUCGGGGGAAGGAGAGUUGCCACAGCUUGUGACUGCCAUCGCGGAGGGCUCGAACCCGAAACUUCACACGUUGCAGCUGCAGAACAAUAAUUUGGAGGCGGAGACUUUUGCGUUGUUCGCGGAGCACAUCUCGGGGAACCUGAAGGGACUGAAGUUGUUAGAGCUCCAGUGGAACGAUGCUGAGGACGAUGAUGUCAGUUUGGAAACUGUGCGGCUCAGUAUGAAGCAACGAGGAGGUAAAUUGAUUGUCGAUGACGAAGAGGAGGAGGAAGAAGAGGAGGAGGCAGAGGAAGAGGAAGAGAAAGAAGAGGUAAAGGAAGAACAGGAGGCUGUCCUUGCCAGCACAAUCGAAGAGCCGACGCCUAAAAAGCCCGACACGACGGACGAGCUGGCAGAUUUGAUGAGCAAAGUUGAAAUCCAAUAGAGGACACCGCAUCUAGUUACAUCGUUUGGGUAUACCCCGGGGCAUUCCGGUCAAUAAGUAAAAAGGUAAAUGUAUAGAAUUUGUUGUACACUCAAUAUUUUGCGUUAUCGAACUUUACAAACUAUCCAACGUCCAGCGAUACCUUCCUUCCGGCAAACAUGACCUAGGGCGCUUUCAGAUUCCAACCAGCUAUCCAAGUCAGCGACAGCUUUCGGAGACGCGACAGGGUGCAGGACAAGAGUCCUGGUUAGCCACGCACGCGUUUCUGACUCGGAGUGACAGGACAGCUCUCGAUAUGCAGAUCGUAGCACUGUCCAUGUUGUAGAUCGAUUGCAAAAA
This is a messenger RNA of Guyanagaster necrorhizus, 1590 nucleotides long. Its product is annotated as RNI-like protein. The coding region runs from base 55 to 1251 and encodes 398 amino acids. The transcript has 2 exons. Gene Ontology annotation, biological process: nucleocytoplasmic transport; activation of GTPase activity. The record is from RefSeq and is a predicted model, not a curated record. Gene Ontology annotation, molecular function: GTPase activator activity; small GTPase binding. Gene Ontology annotation, cellular component: nucleus; perinuclear region of cytoplasm; cytosol. Lineage: Eukaryota; Fungi; Basidiomycota; Agaricomycetes; Agaricales; Physalacriaceae.